AUGACAACACAUCCUUCCACUAGCUUGACCCACACUGCUGAGGAGACACAGCCCUCGGCAGUCCCGAAGACGGAGUACUUUCCAUCAAACACCGCAGAGAAACUACCGGAGCAAGACCGAGAAUUCUCCAUAGACCGUGACCCCGACACGGCCGAUAGUGCUCCUACGAAGACAACAUAUUCGAUAGAUCAAUUACUCGCACUAAGCCAUGGUUCGCCGCCCAAAAGUGCAACGGCAACUUCAAAGAUGUUGACCCGUGACUCAGACAAAGAGGCUGUUGUAUUGGAAAGUGGCCUCCUUAGCUCUCACGCCGCUCCAAGCAAAGUAAGGAGCAGCCCAAAUUCGAGUGAUUUCAAAAUGGAAAUGUCUGAGAGUGCACACUUUCGAAGGAGGCGCAACAAGACCGGAGAGAGUUCAGCAGCUUCUGAUGCUAUUUCUGGCACUGAGCGCGCGCCUGUUUGUGGGGCAGACAUAGCCACAGCCAUGACUCGAGAAGAGACAAGAGAAGAGACGAGAGAAGAGACGAGAGAAGAGACGAGAGACGAGACGAGAGCAUCGAGGUUAGACCAUGAUGCAUGUCCUAUCAGCUCGAUCUUCGAGAAUCCACCCUUGGCCCUAUUCCACAGCAUGUCUGGUCGAACCGCCGAUAAGCAGGUUGGAGGAAUCAAGAAGAACGAGAAGGUAGAAAGACAGCAGGCAGUAACGGUGACGUCUCAACUCCCCGAGAUUGACGUCACCCUCGGCGCGCGGACCAUCCAGGCCAUAGUUGUCCGUGGGAAUGGACAUGCUGAUUAUGGCUCUGAAUUUCCUAUAAGAAUUGAACCAAACAAUGCUUGCACCCAAAGGGUCAGUGAAGUAGGGGCCAGGGGAGUAUUAUCCACAUACCUAAAACCCCAGGCACCUACCCAAGGGAGAACUCGGGGGAUUGCUUGGAAAGACAGUCUCGUCCCCCGUCGCACAUUGACAUCUUCCAACUUGUUUGCCGUCCUCGAUCCCGAGACCCAAUUGGACAAUCCUGUCAAUGCUCUCUCCUCAUCUGAUGUGAAUGGAUCGACUACACUCUCUCAGAAAAAUGAGCAAGAAGCUACAUCCAAUGAUAAAGCUUCAAGUAAUGAUCAACAAGUUGCACUUACAUCCCACAAUGAUGGGUUUGGGAAGAAGACCUCCCGGGUCACUGAUACAACUGGGCAGCAGGAAGCCUCUGGGGCGGAGAAUACCUAUUCAUCAGCUGCAACAUUGAGACCACAUGAUCUGGCAAAUGAAUGGACCAAAGUUACCCCUAGGUCUGCACUACGCCCCAGAAGUUCUCAUGGUCAAGCACACAGGAGAGUCUAUGUCCCACAAGUCAAGUUCUCACUCACCAUGCAAGAUUGA
This is a messenger RNA of Tremella mesenterica DSM 1558, 1374 nucleotides long. RefSeq lists its product as uncharacterized. Bases 1 to 1374 code for a protein of 457 amino acids. Lineage: Eukaryota; Fungi; Basidiomycota; Tremellomycetes; Tremellales; Tremellaceae. The record is from RefSeq and is a predicted model, not a curated record. The transcript has 8 exons.